AUGGAUUAAUUUGCUAUUGGAUUAUUCCCACUUGUAUAUGCUGGUUAUGCUUAAAUGAAAAUCAAAGGUUACAAAUAAGUUAGAAAUAAACCAGAAACAAUUGCUUUAAAAAUUAAGAUUGGUUUUCAACUCUAAAUUGCAAUAGUGCUAAUAAUUGAAUUAAUUGUAGCACUUUUCUAUAAAGAUUUACUAUCUGCUUUAUGUUGUCUCUUCUUAAUCAUUGGAUUAUUUUAUUCAUUUGGAAUUACAGUAAUAUUUCAUCAUGAAUCACUCUUAACCUUUCUACCUUUCAUUUGUCUAUUCAAUUUAAUAUGCAAUGAACUCAUACUUAAAAUAUUUGAUCUCAUUUGCUUAGUACUAUCAUCUCUUCUGGUUAUUUAUUAAAGAUAAAGAGGUGAUGAUCCAUUAGAAUAUAGUAAUUAUUUGAUUAUGACAUAUUAUAGAUCCUUUUUGUGAAUUUUUUGAAUAAUAAGAUAGUUUUAUUGCAUAAUACUUAAUCUUAUUGAAAUUCUAACCAAAUACAUAUUAAGAAGAGAUUGAAUUACAUGAAUUGAAUGAACCCACUGUUUAAGAUCAUCUAUUAGUUACUCUAUAAAACUAAACACAUUAAUAAUAACAACAUCCAACUACUUAAGUGGCUUAAUUUCUAAUUAAUUAAACUAGAUAAUCAACUAAAUUAGAUAUUAAAAAUCCUCAACUUGCAAUUAUGGAUAUUGUAUUUUCAAAAGAUGAUGAUGAAAUUUGGGAUAAAUAAAUUGAAGUUAUUGAAUCACCAAAAUAAUUACCUAAAAGAAAAGUUAGAUCAUCCUAAAUAAUAAUUGAAGAGAAUUCUUAAUCAGAAGAUGUCUCUUAUCCAUCAUUUAAAGAGGAAAUACCAAAAAUUAAUUUGAAUAAUAGAAAUUAAGUCUCAGAAAAGAGAUCUCUAUCUUAAAAAGAAAUUAAAUAAGAUUCUGAUUAUGAAUAAAUAUAAAUUAUUCGUUCUGAUGAUGAGAUUGAUAAAAUAAAUUAAGCAGAUACUAUAAAUUAAUUCUAAGAAUUAAAAUGUAAUGAUAAAUAAUCAUCUAAUAUUAUUUAACCUAAAAUUGAACAAUAAUGGUAACAACAAGUUAUUGAAAUUGUUGACAUAGAUAAAUUAGGAGGAGUAGAAAGUCCAUUAAAGUAAGAACCUAUUCCUUAAAUUUAAUAACAGUUUCCUUUUGUUGAAGACAAUGAAUAUCCUGAUAAACUGAUUGUAAUACCUUAAUAAAUCUAAUAAGAAUUGAAUAAGAAAAAAUAGUAGAAAAAAAAGAAAUAAAAAGAUGAAGGACUUAUUGCUAAAAGAAAUAGAAUGAUUAAGAGAAUUAAAAGUUUUGAAGAAUUCUAAGAUAAAAAUGAUGAUAAUAAAUCUUAAAAUAGUGAUUAAUAUGAUGAUAAAAAAAGUGAUUAUGAAAGAUAUAAGGAUGAAUUAAGUUCUGCUACUUUAUCUGAAGAUGAAAGUGAGAGUGGAGUCUAUGUUUAAUAAAAAAUGGAAAAAGUUCAAUUCAUAGUAGGAAGAUAAGUUGUUAAAAAAUUAAUCAACUAUUAACAUAAAGUUCUAAUCCCUAUAACUAUUAAAGUUAAGAAUGAUUAAUGGGUUUAGAAUUGUCAAUAUUUAGAAUUAUAUUAAUUAGCAAAUGGACAUUUACCUAAACCAUCUUAUGGAGAUGCUGAAAUUGAAAAGAAAUUGUUUUAUAUUCAACAAUGGUUAGAUGGAAUGAGUUAAAAUCCCAUACUUAUGAGAAAAGAAAUAUUAGAAUUUUUCAAUGUUCCUGAUUCUAUUAUUAAUAAAUAUGGAUUAGUUAAAAAGAUUGAAGAAGAAACAAAAAUAUCUAAACACACUAAUAAAUUCAUGAAUUCUACUUAAAAAGAAUAUUUCCUAUAAAUUAAAUAAAUUAAAGUAGAUUGUUUUAGUUCAGAAACAUCAUAGGCUUUUCCAGGAAUCGUUUAUUAUAAUUUAAGAUUCACAAUCUAAACAGAAAAAAAAUCAUUUGUCUCAGAAUGUAAAAAAACAAUAGAUGAAAUAAAAGAAGCUACUAAAAUUAUUUAAUAAGAAAGAAAUCUAAGAGUUUCACUUUAAGAUCAUGAAACAGUUAAAAAAUAAAUGAAAGCAAUAGAUUAAUUUUUAUCAGAAUUAUUUAGUCAUUAAUUUUAUUAUUGUGAUAAAUUAUUUGAUUAAUUUGGAUUAUUAUUACAGAUUAAAUGA
This is a messenger RNA of Paramecium pentaurelia, 2221 nucleotides long. The record is from the annotation of a GenBank genome assembly. NCBI's taxonomy places the organism in Eukaryota, Ciliophora, Oligohymenophorea, Peniculida, Parameciidae.